AUGAAGCCUCAGCUGGUGGAAAUCAUUACGUGGAACGACGAUGGCUCGUCGCAAUGGGCGAAAGGCUUCCCCCACGGCGAAUGGCGCAUCAUCUCCAAACCCUACAUCGAAGCAUACAAAUCAGGAGCAACGUCCCCCAAUGUUGAGUCAGACCAGACGGUCUGCUGGUACCACCCGACUCCUAAAGGUGUGACGUGCGAGAAGGAACCCUCUCAGCCCGCCAAACGGAAUUUCAAUGCUAUCGGAUAG
Molecule: messenger RNA, 249 nt
Organism: Penicillium subrubescens
Lineage: Eukaryota; Fungi; Ascomycota; Eurotiomycetes; Eurotiales; Aspergillaceae
Exons: 2
Coding region: 1-249 (82 amino acids)
Molecular function (GO): glucan endo-1,3-alpha-glucosidase activity
Source: RefSeq, a predicted model, not a curated record